This is a messenger RNA of Humulus lupulus (European hop), 1505 nucleotides long. RefSeq names its product F-box protein SKIP23-like. NCBI's taxonomy places the organism in Eukaryota, Viridiplantae, Streptophyta, Magnoliopsida, Rosales, Cannabaceae. Bases 76 to 1242 code for a protein of 388 amino acids. The transcript has a single exon. The record is from RefSeq and is a predicted model, not a curated record. Gene Ontology annotation, molecular function: protein binding.
CAAAAUCUAACUCGUGAUUGUAAAAGACAAACUUUUGAAAGAGAAUAUUUUUGGAAGAAACAGAUCAAUAUCUAUAUGCCAAAAAUGAGCAUAUCACAGUGGUCUGAUCUUCCCAAUGAACUACUGGAAAUAAUCAUCGAUCAUCUCCACACCAAGAUAGACCUUACCCGAUUCAGCUCAGUCUGCGAGUCAUGGCGAUCCUCAGCUCUUCCUUACCGAAACAGAGUCGUUUUACCAGCCAAAGUUUCUUACUUGGGUCCAUCCCAUCUCCAAGAAAGUUCUCUGCUACUCACCGAGUCCACAGUCUACCAUCUCUCUCCACUGGAGAGCUGUGCCAUGGCUUCCACCUCGAACUCCAGUCCAUCGGGUUGGAUAGUCAAGAUCAAAGAAAAUCAAGAACUGGGUCAGCAACUUCAUCUCAUAAACCCUCUCUCCCCACUCCGAGUUCACCCCCUGCCUGACUCGUUCCCCAAGGUACUAAACUCGUUACAGUUCCGAGUCUUUGAGCUGACCAAGUCUUACACUCUACAAUACUCUAACCUCAACCACUGUAACUACAAAGUGGCUUUGAACCCAAACCAAGAUUGCCCGUCUCUCAUGGUUGUCGCAGCUGGGGUUUUAUGGCACUUGAAACUAGGCCAAGAUAGGUGGACUGCCAUAGAUGACAUGGAGUCUCAACUCUCCUACGAAGAUGUCAUUGUCUACCGAGGAAAGUUCUGUGCUGUUGAUGAGUUUGGGAGAGCUGUGGUUGUUGAUUCUGAUCUGAAGAUCACAGAGAUUGCUUCUGUGAUUUCAGGUGGGGCUGGUGACAAGAAGAAUUUGCUGGUGUUUAAUGGGGAGCUGCUUUUGGUGGAUAGAUAUCUAAGCAAGAAACAUAAUUAUAUGUAUUAUAAUAUAGGAAGAAGAACUAGUAGUGUUAAGGUGGAAAAAUUCAGACUUUACAAGCUGAAUCUGGACCAAGAAAGAUGGGUUGAGAUAAAAAGCUUAGGUGACCAAAUAUUGUUCUUGGGUGAAGAUUGCUCAUACAUUACAUCUGCCAAGAAUUUUAGUAGGUGUCGAGGAAACUGCAUAAUCUAUUGUGAUCCUGAGUUCAAAGUGUACAACUUGGAUAACCGGAGUUUUGCACCAGUGAAUCAACAGCCGGAAUACAUAAACAUCUUCAACCCAUUUACGCCUCCUCCACCGCCACACUAUGGACCACGCCACAGCAACGGUUCUUCAGGCAAACGCUUGUGUAUAUAGCAAUGAAGCAAUAUUAUGGGUUGGGUUAGGCGUAGUAAAGCCAGCCCAUAGUAAUAUGGUUAGUUUUGUUCUUUUGUUGCUUCAUUGGUUCAUCUUUCUAUCCUUCUUUUUUUCUCCUAAUGUUUGAUUAGAAUCAAUGCACAUACUCUAUAAAUUCUGUCUUAUGCUGUUUUGAAUUUGAUUGCAAGUUCUAAUAUUGUAUCAUACUCUUAAGAUGAUUAUAAGAAGAGUCGUCAAUAUAAUACUAAUUAGUCUAAUUAGUA